AUGGGCAUGGCAGCAGAGUCACAGUUUCAUGUUCUGGCUGUCGAUGACAGCAUCAUAGACAGAAAACUUAUUGAAAGGCUACUCAAAACCUCUUCAUAUCAAGUUACUACAGUUGAUUCUGGCAGUAAAGCUUUAGAAUUUCUGGGUUUACAUGAAGAUGACACAACCAACCCAAGUACACCCACACCCUGCGUUCCUCCCAACAAUCAUCAGGAAGUUGAAGUGAACCUUGUCAUUACAGAUUAUUGUAUGCCAGGCAUGACAGGCUAUGAUUUGCUCAAGAAAAUCAAGGAAUCUUCUUCUCUAAGAGACAUACCGGUAGUUAUCAUGUCAUCUGAGAAUGUGCCUUCAAGGAUCAGCAGAUGUUUAGAAGAAGGUGCAGAAGAAUUUUUCUUGAAGCCUGUCAGGUUAUCAGAUUUGAAUAAGCUUAAGCCUCAUAUGAUGAAAACCAAAUCCAAGGAUCAACUCCAAAAACAAGAGAAGCAAGAAGAAAAAUCAGUCUUCCAAUCACCAAAACACCAACAACAAGAAAACAAAGAGCAUCAGCAGCAGCAACAACAACAGCAACAAUCCGGCAAUAACAAGAGAAAGGCCAUAGAAGAGGGGCUUUCGCCUGAGAGAACAAGACGUAGAUACAACGGCAUAACCACUGUGGUAUAACCAUAUGUGGACAAGAAAAAUGUUUUAAACUCUGUUCUUCUGAACAAUGUAAUUCAGAUAAAUUUUCCUUUUUAUUUUUCUUUUUUUGGAGUUGGUAUACAGGCUCUAUAGGAGUGUAGAGAUAGAAUUGCUUCAUGUAUACAUCUUUACAUGAAAACGAACAGUUGAAAAA
Molecule: messenger RNA, 832 nt
Organism: Theobroma umbraticum
Lineage: Eukaryota; Viridiplantae; Streptophyta; Magnoliopsida; Malvales; Malvaceae
Gene: ARR9
Product: response regulator 9
Biological process (GO): phosphorelay signal transduction system; cytokinin-activated signaling pathway
Source: RefSeq, a predicted model, not a curated record